AUGAAAUCACCUUCAAUAGUUAUAAUUGUUGCUGCCUUAUUACCAGAACUUGGAAUUGGAUUUAAGGGAACUCUUCCUUGGAAACUUAGACAAGAAAUGAAAUAUUUUCGUACAGUCACGUCUCUUACUCAAUCAGCUACAAAUCAAAAUGCUGUUAUAAUGGGAAGAAAGACUUGGGAAUCUAUCCCUUCCAAGUUUAGACCUCUUCCAAACCGUUUAAAUGUAAUACUUUCACGCUCACAUACCAAGGAUGAAAUAGCUGACACUGAAAAUACCAUACUUGCAAGUUCACUUGAUGAAGCUCUCUUGAAAUUACAAGAUCAGAAUAUUGAUAAAAUCUAUAUUAUCGGGGGAGCUGAAUUAUAUAAUAGUAUACUAAAUGAUCAAAGAUUAACUCAUGUUCUUCUUACCGAAAUUAGUGCAUUGAAUGACUUACCUCCAAUGGAUAGAUUUUUCAAAUUUGAUACCACUGGGAAGACUUGGGAAAGAAAUUCAACUCAAGAUCUUCUUGAAUUUGUUGGAGAUAAGGAAAAUACCAAGUUACAAUUGUCUGAUACUCCUAUUGAAGAAAAUGAUUAUAGUUACAGAUACACCUUAUGGACAAGGAAAUAA
Messenger RNA from [Candida] anglica, 612 nucleotides. The record is from the annotation of a GenBank genome assembly. Lineage: Eukaryota; Fungi; Ascomycota; Pichiomycetes; Serinales; Debaryomycetaceae.